This is a messenger RNA of Paramecium primaurelia, 1551 nucleotides long. The record is from the annotation of a GenBank genome assembly. Lineage: Eukaryota; Ciliophora; Oligohymenophorea; Peniculida; Parameciidae.
UGAUUAAAUAUUAAAAUAAUGACCACAGUUAAUGCUCCGAAAAUUAGCGAAUACAAAGAAGCUACUCGUAUCGAAAGAGUAGGUGCUUAAUCACAUAUCAGAGGUCUAGGUUUAGAUGGUGAUCUUGAACCAAGAAAUAUUUCACAAGGUAUGGUUGGAUAGGUAUUGAAUAAUUUAAAAUUAAAACAUAGAAAAAAGCUAGAAAAGCUGCAGGUAUCAUCCUUAACACUAUUCGUGCUGGUAAAAUAGCAGGAAGGAGUAUUUUGAUUGCAGGAUAACCAGGUACAGGUAAGACAGCUAUUGCUAUGGGUAUUGCAAAAGCAUUAGGAAAUGAUAUUCCUUUUACAGCUAUGGCAGGAUCAGAAAUUUUCAGUCUUUAAAUGUCAAAGACUGAAUCUCUAACUUAAGCAUUUAGAAGAUCAAUAGGUGUAAGAAUUAAAGAAGAAACAGAAAUUGUGGAGGGAGAAGUUGUAGAAAUUGAGAUUGAUAAAUCUGCAACUUCAGGAGCAAAAACUGGAAAAAUCACUUUGAAAACUACAGAAAUGGAAACAAUUUAUGAUUUAGGAGCUAAGAUGAUAGAAUCAAUUACAAAAGAAAAAAUUACAUCUGGAGAUGUAAUAACAAUUGAUAAAGUUUCUGGAAGAAUUAGUAAAUUAGGAAGAUCUUUUUCAAAAGCAUCUGAAUUUGAUGCUCUUGGCCCAUAAACAAGACAUGUAUAAUGUCCAGAGGGAGAAAUAGAAAAAAGAAAGGAAGUGGUUCAUACAGUUACUUUGCAUGAAAUAGAUGUCAUAAAUUCUAGAUAAAAAGGAUUUUUAGACUUAUUUUCAGGUGAUACAGGAGAAAUAGAUUCAGAAAUAAGAGAUUAAAUAGAUUCUAAGGUAGCUGAAUGGAAAGAGGAAGGUAAGGCUGACAUUGUUCCAGGUGUCUUAUUUAUAGAUGAAGUUCAUAUGUUAGAUAUAGAGUGUUUUUCAUUCCUUAAUAGAGCAUUAGAAUCUGAUAAAGCACCUAUUGUGAUUUUGGCAACAAAUAGAGGAAUAACAACUAUUCGUGGAACUACUUAUAAAGGGUAUUUAAUUUAAUUUUUAUAAUUAGACCUCAUGGUUUACCAAUAGAUUUAUUGGAUAGAUGUUUAAUUAUCUAAACUGAACCAUAUAAUGAAGCAGAAAUAAGAAGUAUUCUUGAAAUAAGGUAGAAUUUUUAUUUAAUUUAUUUUUAGAUGUGAAGAAGAAGAUGUUGAAAUGACUGAAGAAGCAAAAGAAGUAUUAACUAAAAUUGGAGUGGAUACAACUUUAAGAUAUGCUAUUUAAUUAAUUACAACUGCUAAUUUAGUUGCAUAGAAAAGAAAAUCAAAUGAAGUUGAUGUUGAAGAUAUAAGAAGGGUAAAAUUUAAAUUAAAAUUUAGGUUUAUUCUAUGUUCAUUGAUCAUGUAAGAUCCACGUAAUAUUUAAGAGAUCAUUAAGCAGAAUACAUGUUUGAUGAAUACUAAAAGUAAGCAUAAAAGAUGUAAGUUGAAUGAUAUAUAAAUAUUCAUAUAAGUAAUUACAAUUAUUU